AUGGCCAAAAAGAAACAGAAAAAGAGAGUGAUCUUUGGCUCAGAUAGUGAUGACGAGGCUACUAGUGACAAUAACAAUACCAGUGACAAAUUUGAUGCAUAUAUGAAGGCAAAGGCUAAGAAGGUGAAAGUGAAGACCACCAGAGCUCAAGAGAGCAGCUCAAAGCUAUUCCAAGAGCUACCUGAUCAAAUGAUAGAAUCUCAGACUCCGGACAAGCCAAACAUCUCGAUAAUCAAUAACAUGCUGAAAUCUCAAAAAGAUCGUGAAUUAGAUAAGAUAUAUGCACAAUCUAUAAAGAUACAAGCUGAAAGAGAUCUUGACCAACAUCCAACGAAGCCUGAGACCCUAAACUUUGUUACUGAUAAUUAUAAAGACAAGAAAGCAGAAUAUGAAAGGGUACAGCAGUUAAUGUUGAAAGAGGAAAAGAUAGCCAGCAGUGCUGGUCCAUUAGAACACAGUUUACACAAUUCUGAAGGUGUUGCCUCAUACAUUCUAACAAAAAAGGAUGUAGGAACGCCUCUUGUCAUUGACAAACCGGUGGAACAAAAUAAUGCAUCAACUGUAAAUGAAGUUAACCAAAUGUUUCAUAAUGACAUCUAUAGACCCAAGAGCUAUGUUAGAAGAUCAACCUCUAGUUCGGAAAAUAACCUGUCAAAGUCACAACAAAUGUUACAAACCAUCGACAAAGAAGUUAAACUUGAAGCCACUAAAGAGUUUCUCAAGAGCAACAUACACUUGUACAAUUUAGAUGUCCUAUUGAAAGAAUACUUUUCAAGGGUUGAAAAGCAACGCUCAAGUAUUGAGAGAUAG
Messenger RNA from Tetrapisispora phaffii CBS 4417, 810 nucleotides. RefSeq lists its product as uncharacterized. The record is from RefSeq and is a predicted model, not a curated record. NCBI's taxonomy places the organism in Eukaryota, Fungi, Ascomycota, Saccharomycetes, Saccharomycetales, Saccharomycetaceae. The coding region runs from base 1 to 810 and encodes 269 amino acids. The transcript has a single exon.